AUGGGGCCAGAAGUUGUUCAAGAGACGACAACGAAGAUAAAGAUUAUUCAAGAUCGUCUAAGGACAGCUCAACGUCGACAGAAAAGCUACGCUGACCAAAGAAGAAGACCUUUAGAGUUUCAAGUUGGAGACCAAGUCUUCUUGAAGGUUAGUCCAAGACCUGGCAUUAAACGAUUUGGUAAGAAGAGUAAAUUGGUGCCACGUUACAUUGGGCCAUUUAAAAUUCUACAUCGUAUUGGUGAAGUAGCUUAUCGAUUAGCUUUACCACCUUCGUUGGCGAAUAUACAUAAUGUAUUUCACGUAUCCAUGCUUCGGAAGUACCAUGCGGAUCCAUCACACUUCAUCGAAUGGAAAGACAUACAAUUGAAUGAGGACGCAACCUAUAUCGAGAAACCGUUACGAGUUGUGGACUCCAAAGAGCAAGUCUUACGAAACAAGACCAUCAAGUUGGUGAAAGUGAUUUGGCAACAUCACGACACUAAGGAGAUAACUUGGGAACUAGAAUCUGAGAUCCGGGAGAAAUAUCCGGAGCUACUUGAUGGUAACUUUCAUAGCUCUUUCCUUUAUCUUGAAUUUCGGGACGAAAUUCUUUUAAGGGGAUAA
Messenger RNA from Papaver somniferum (opium poppy), 603 nucleotides. RefSeq lists its product as uncharacterized. The transcript has a single exon. The record is from RefSeq and is a predicted model, not a curated record. Lineage: Eukaryota; Viridiplantae; Streptophyta; Magnoliopsida; Ranunculales; Papaveraceae. Bases 1 to 603 code for a protein of 200 amino acids.